This is a messenger RNA of Saccoglossus kowalevskii, 1887 nucleotides long. RefSeq lists its product as uncharacterized. NCBI's taxonomy places the organism in Eukaryota, Metazoa, Hemichordata, Enteropneusta, Harrimaniidae. The record is from RefSeq and is a predicted model, not a curated record.
UUCGUACUCGACGUGAUCGGUACCACAACUAAGUGUAUAUAUGGAACCUAUGGAUUAGUUUGUAAGUCUGUCACAAACGCCUAAUUGGAUGAGACGUAGAUAUUCCAACGUUAUAACGAUCACAGAUGUGACAUCAUGGAGGCUGAUCAGAAUCAAACAGUGUUGUAUAGGAUCAAACACUGGUGCAUUAUGGGAAGUAACGUCACUAAGUUCAUAGCGAUAUGUACCAUAGUACUAAUAAUGAUAGCAGCAUAUAUACCUACAAGUCGAAGAAUGCGUUCUGAUAAGGUAGUAUUGCCACAGACGUUCCAAACAGAGACUCAUAACAGUAACAUGGGAAAGUUACCACGGCAACCGGACCCGCAGGAACGACUAAUUGGUGGAUUUGAUGAUCAUAUUCAGGAACUGAAAAUUAUGGCAGAAUACAAUGCAAAUGAGACAAUUGUAGAUAAUGAUGUAACAAGGUUUACCGAAAACAAUGAAUUUUGUUCAUUGGAAGAAUAUCCUGAAUAUUUUAUGUUAAGUAAUGAAGCAGUUCAGUUUCUGACGAAAGACGGACACCAUGAGAUAUACUUGGCAGCGUGCCAGCCAACCACUUUAUAUGUAUACGGUAUGAGCUUAAAAAACACCAUGGUCCGAUGUCGACCCUGGGUGGACAUGCAAGCACGGGUGUUAGGACCAGACUUACAGUUUUACCCCGGCGCCAAGGCAUAUACACUAAUGUUUAACAAUGUUAGAGUCAGGUGGGCCGGCAAGGACAAAUUUGAGUUAUUAAUACCACCUUUACAGCUGGGAGUUUACUAUUUAGAAAUAUUACUUGUACAUGGUGAAAAUGCCCAUCGUGUUAUGUAUGGAGAUAUGAUCAACACUAGAGGUGCUCGUUGUGUGGACACUGGUAUUGCUGAAACGCCAGUUCCUCUUAUUGUUAAUGACAAUAGUACGUGUCCAUUUUAUAAAUCCGACUCCACUCCUUUAUGUAAAUCAGGAAAUGUUACAGGGAGAUGGGUGAGUACGCCACCAGACGGCUGUGAUGGUAAAGUCUGCGACGGCAACAUUGAUGUACUAGCAAGUUCUGGCCGCGUAUGGGCGCCCUACGACUGUCAUUAUAAAAUAUUUACCCCUGGGGAGUUUAACAAAUGUUUUCGGGACAAAGUAAUUUUAGUUGUGGGAGAUUCGAUAACACAGGAAAUAGCAAAUGAAAUAAUUCAGUUGUACAUGUACAAAGACAAUAAACUACCCAUUCCCUGGGACAUGACACAGCAGGAGAUGGAAAUGCGACGAUCAGUGACCACAUUCUGGCGUUCGAUCAACAAGCAGCACACUAUGGUUGGUUAUAGUAUUUUGAUGGCAAGUCCGCUUGGAUGUGGGAUUGACUGCGUCAAUAAACACACUGAAAGUGAAUUGCACGAUAUCCUUUUGCAGCACGGAAAAGUAGAUUUACUGAUUACUUCAACCGGUGUUCAUGAAGUGGCUCCACUUGAUCGCCUUCACCCAAAGCAUAAAGAUGUGUUUGUAGGAUAUGAAAACGCCUUACCAACUUUUAUUGAAAAAAUCCAGACUUUGGUCAAAGACAGUGGUCAGAUAGUGUGGAUCACGUCACCAGAUGGCAGUGAUCUCGCGAGAUGUAGUUAUCAUGCAAAACCACGCCUCGAGAAAAUAAAUAACAUUACAAAACGUUUUGUUGGCGAUUAUCUCCAUAGUAACAAGAGCUCAUUACCCAUUCAUCUCAUAGACUUUUUCAGCGUGUCUGAAAACUGCCAGUGUGGAAAUUUGCAUAAAGGUCUGCGAUUCAUGAAUUAUGAAAACCAGCAAAAUGCAAUGAAAUCUUACAAUGGGUUUGUAUCCAGAAUGCUGCUACAUAUGUAUAUGACACUGCUAUGUAAUUAG